Molecule: messenger RNA, 4205 nt
Organism: Anopheles coluzzii
Lineage: Eukaryota; Metazoa; Arthropoda; Insecta; Diptera; Culicidae
Gene: Fife
Exons: 9
Coding region: 1210-2976 (588 amino acids)
Biological process (GO): positive regulation of synaptic transmission; regulation of membrane potential; regulation of synaptic plasticity
Cellular component (GO): presynaptic membrane; cytoskeleton of presynaptic active zone
Molecular function (GO): transmembrane transporter binding; small GTPase binding
Source: RefSeq, a predicted model, not a curated record
GGAGUACUCCAGCUUUACUGGUGACGAUUUUCCUGGGGCACUACUGCACAAACAGCCGCCCCGUAGACACGAUAACGCAUCAAUUUUAAGUGCCACCAAAGUUCCCUUCAGCAUAAAUCACAACCCGUCUCUGAAGGGGUCGAGAAGAGCACGGUACACGGUGGGCAAACACUUCUGCGACGGGGUUUCGAGCCAGAGAUCACUGCACAGCAGCAGCAGCAUCAGCAAGGAUAAUACCCAACAUCGAAACACACAGUUCAACAUCCGCUCCACAGGUGUAGGCCAAACCGUGCCACUUGCUUCACCGUGCCGUGGUGGCGCAUGGCAUCCUAAUUUAUUCGCCCGAAUCUUGUGGUUUGUGUGGUGCCCAUUUUUCAUCCAUCCAAGGCGGGGGAAGGGACAGGAUCAUUCGUAGCUGUUGCGUAGAGACGGCCAUCAAGCUUACUAGAUCAAGGGCAAUCAGGCGAAAGUUUAGUAGCGCAAGUCCCCCGAGAGUAGGCUGCCCGUGUGUUUUUCACCCGCUCGCCCGCAUCGUAUGAAGGGGUAUUGCCAGGAUACGCAGUGCCAAUUCGCCAUUCUGCUGCUGUAGCAGUGUUUUGUGCAGUGCACGCGCGACAACAAACCGUGUGCGCGAUACGCAUAUUGCUCGGUGCUGGAAAUUUUAGAGCAAUAAAGCACACGCAAACACACGGCCGAACGGCAGGCCUCCCGAACUAUUUCCGCUGCUUUCUUCCCUUAUCGGACCGCAUUCUGCAACAGUCAACGCUCGCUGUUGCUCCACCGUUGUUCCAGGUUUUCUUGCUCGUCCCAAGAGAAGAUUGGCAGGGAAGCAUUCCAUUUGUGUACGUCCGUGCGAGUGUAUCUGUGUAAGUGAAUUUGUGAGUGUGUGUUGAAGAAAAUGUGCAACAAAUGAAUGAGCAGCAGCAGCAGCACCAGAGUGGUUCAAUGUCGUACGUGCCCCAUUUAGAUCCAUCAGCUGCCGCGCAUGAUACCGCCAAUGACAGCAUCGCAUCCGCUGAAGUCAGCUCCCGUUAGCGUCACCAGCCGUGUGAUACGAGUGUCAGCGGUGGAAAAUAAGGACACACUGUAGGACAUUCGCGCAAGAGACAGAGGAGGGAGGCACGUAUCACGCUACAGCACAUCUACGUCAUCACACUACACACGCUCGAGGGGAUCGCUGCCUGCUGCGGUGGAAUUUAACAUUUCAAAAUGCUUCCAGCAAACGUAAUGUCGUUCAUGAAGAAGAUGGUUGCUACCGAUGAGGCGUCACAUCAGCAACCAUCGAUGGAGAACACGGGCGCGUUCGGGAAGCUGAAGCAAACCCUUUCCACAUCGCUGCUGACGGCCCAGGACAGAGUGAACAAAAUGUCCCCGCGCCCUUCGCUGGUACCGGACGCGACCGAGACGCCACAGGACGAUCCGUACAAGGAUGCGUCUGCCAGCGAGAAGACGGCGAGCGAAGGCAACAAGUUCAACACACGGUCCGGUUCGUGCCGGAUAUGUUUGAAAUCGUUUAAACCGAACGACUUCAAAAAGACCUGCGUCGAGUGUGAUCAGAAGGUUUGCGAAGACUGUGCCAGCUACAGCAAGCUACAGGACUCGGAAGACUCGGAUCUUUGGCGAUGUAGCGUCUGUCGGCGAAAGAUGGCGUCCCGUAUUUGCAUACCGCAAGAAUCAACCGACUCCGCCCUGGAGGUACCGGUUAUGGAGACGCUACAGCGGCGCCAUUCAGACAUCAAGCUAGGCUUCAACCAGCAUCUGGACGAUGGCAAGGGUUCGGCGUUGGCCCCACCCCGUAGCCCCGAGCUGCGUCGCCAUUCGGACGUUUCGCCGGCGUCGCUGAAGGAGCUGGAAAAGCUGAAGGGCGUCCAGAACCCGAAAAACGAUAUGGACUGGCGCAAGGGUCACAGUGCCGCACCGAGCCGAUCGUCCAGCCCGCCCGGCCGGAAGGAGAUGGAGCUGGGAACACCGCGCGUCUUUUCCCGCCGGCCAUCGACCAAGAUGUCGCGCCAGCGCAGCUACGACGACGAGUUCAAGACGAUGAGCUCCGACACGAAUCUGGCCGAGGCGGGCCUCAACCUGCCGCCCCCGAUGCCGAGACGCAAGUCGGCGUACGACGUGUACGCGCCGGGUGUGCUGAUUAACGCGAUGCAGUCGGUAAAGCUGGCCCCGGACGAUUCCGAAAAGAUCAGCACAUCGCGCCGCGCGUCUAUGAAGAUGAUGGGGGACGGAGGCGAGUUCGGUGGGGAUGACCAUACGAUGGCUGACAUGAAGGCGGCCGGACUGAUUGUGGACGAUGAUCGACGACACAAGCGACGUGGAUCGCAGUUACCCGACAUACCGGCACUGAAAGACAAAACUGCCCAGAACUCUGCGAACAUAUCAGUCUAUCAGUGCCCGGCGUUGGAGGACCUGGAGGCACCGAAACGGCAGACAUCGCUCGACGGCGAAGGCAUCAAGAUCGUGAUACACGAUGCCGACGCGGGGCCACUGUGUGCCGCCAAGCGGAGCGUCCUACUGCGAAGAGACCCAUCAGAUAAAGCACACAGAACACGAGGAUUUGGAAUGCGUGUCGUCGGCGGUAAAACCGGUACCGAUGGACGACUCUUUGCGUACAUCGUGUGGACCGUGCCGGGUGGCCCAGCCGAAAAAGGAGGUCUCCAACAGGGCGAUAAGAUCCUGGAAUGGUGCGGAACCUCUCUCACCGAUCGCAGCUUCGAGGAGGUAUGUGCCAUCAUGGACCGCACCGGUGACACGGCCGAACUGCUGGUCGAGCACGCAACCGACUUUAAGAUGUGCGAGCUGCUCGACGAGGGCGGCAUGGGCAUGAACGUUAGUUCGAACUACAGUAGCAGCAACUCGACACGAGCUUUACCGGACACUAAUGUGCAUACGCUAGCAUCAGAAAGUGAAGCAACGAUGGACAAAUCGCCCUCUUCGCCGACCAGACGCAAAUUGCCUAAAACACCGGUAUAAAUCUAUCAAUACGUUAUUCCUCUUUUUUCUAUCAAGUUGAUGUGCGUGUACAUGCAGCCAAACCGAUAACUUGCAGCGCAUUCGAUCAGACAAACCCAUACUAGUGUACUAGCAAAGAGCGAGCUACAGAAAAAGGAACAAAAAUAUCAACUACAUUAUGUAACCGUUACCCGUAGCAAGAGUAGUAGUGCAAAGUAGUAGCGUGUAGUAAGCAGAGGAAGGCAGCAGAGCCAACGCACACUCCUGAACACUUGGCAUUGUACUCGAGCGAGCAGGUGUAGCAAACAAUAAGGACAAACAGGGCUCCAGGGUAGGCGAAACCAACCAACAUGCCCAAAACCCGACAAUUUUCAUGGUCAAAACAUUCUACGUUUAAUGGAGCACUGCAGCGAGAUAUUUGCAAACUAAGCUAUACUGAACAAAAAUCAACUUAAAAAAGCAAGACGUUCGAUUAAGUCAGUCUCCCGGAGGAUCGGCUCCGCAAUACAGUUUACUUUCUUGUAGUUAAUUGGUAUAAACUAAACAAUGUUGCGCUUUCGAAACACACAAUCGGGUCUGCUCUCGACUUUUCUUGUACUGUUUAUAGCCCGUAUACACGUGAUUAGAUGAAAAAAAGGCAAAGCUAGAAACAAUGCGGGAAAGAGAUAGAGAGAAAAAGAGUUAAAUAUUUUAUAUUUUGAGUAGCAUAAGAACCAACAGAAAAUGGGGAAAAGGAUACAAUAAUCUAUAUAUAUAUACAUACUUAUAUAUAUAAAAGUAUAUAUACAUCAAUACUUAUACUCAAUGCAUAUUAUUAUAACGAGUAAAGACACACAUACACAACACGCACACAACAUAAAACAUACACAGACACAGCGAGGACUUCACGGAUACGACGAGGAUGUCGAAACAAUUGGAGCCAAACAAGUCGUUUUGAGCUUUUAAAACUAUUCGUUGAUUACCGGACACGGCAACUGACAAAACAGUAAGUAGGUACGUGUUUAGCAAAAGGAAAAGCUGCAGAUCAUCCAUUUGAACCAUGAGCAGAAACCUAAAUUCACCGACAGAUAAGAAAAUACACAUUGGGACACUAGUUGAACAAGUUGUGGCAAGUGUUUUUCAACUCGCGAUUACAACAACAACAAAAACAACAGCAGAAGUAAGAACAGAGCGAAUGCAUGUAAAACGAUGAUUUCAUUAACAAAAACAUACAUACACCUGUCAAAAGCUGAAUAAACUAAAAAUAUCAA